Blastocystis hominis is the source of this 2337-nucleotide messenger RNA. RefSeq lists its product as hypothetical. The record is from RefSeq and is a predicted model, not a curated record. Gene Ontology annotation, molecular function: RNA polymerase II CTD heptapeptide repeat kinase activity; cyclin-dependent protein serine/threonine kinase activity; ATP binding. The transcript is spliced from 3 exons. NCBI's taxonomy places the organism in Eukaryota, Bigyra, Opalinata, Blastocystidae. Gene Ontology annotation, cellular component: nucleus; cyclin-dependent protein kinase holoenzyme complex. Bases 1 to 2238 code for a protein of 745 amino acids. Gene Ontology annotation, biological process: positive regulation of transcription elongation by RNA polymerase II; protein phosphorylation.
AUGAAGUUCUUGCAAUAUUGCCAACAUCCCUGUAUUGUGAAAAUCCUGGAUAUAAUAUCUCCACGAAUUACCGCGCCAAGCGAUGACAAUCACUUAUAUCCGUUAGCGAUCGUGAUGGAAUACGUGGACCACGAUCUCCUCGGUCUUUUAAAAUCAGCGCGGGUGGGCUACACAGAGUGGUUAUCCGUCUCCUCUGUGAAAUGGAUCAUGUUCCAGCUUUUUUCUGUGUUAAACUAUUUACACACAAGCCACAUCAUCCACCGCGAUCUCAAAUCAGCAAACAUCCUCAUUACCCGUACCGGCGACCUCAAACUCGCCGACUUCGGCCUCUCUCGCUUCAUCAACAAUCCCAUGAUCACCAACUACACCUCCCGCGUCAUUACUCUCUGGUAUCGUCCCCCCGAGCUCCUUCUCGGCGUUUCCCAGUACGGUCCCGAAGUGGACAUCUGGUCGGCGGGAUGCAUCUUCGUCGAGCUUCUCACCGGCAUGGUUCUCUUCGCCGCGCACGAGCACACCGAGCUCUGCGAACUGGAGCUCAUCUUCCAGCGCUGCGGAUACCCCGACGAUCCGGCUCUGCUUCAUCUCAUGAGGUCCGUGCAUCAAAUCCGCAUUCCGUAUAGAAAGAACAAUAUUCGCUUCCAGCGCCGGUUUCCACGGUCCAUCCCCGCGGUUCUCCGCGAUUUCUGCCGCGCCACGAAGUGCCGCGAUUUUCGCGAAAUCCCCGCGGAAGCGCUGGACCUCAUCGACUCGAUCCUGCAGACCUCCCCGCGGAAACGCUGGACGGCGGAGCAAAUCCUGCGCCAUCCGUUUUUCGCGGAGAUGGGCGCGCUCUCCUUCGCCUUUCCCGCGCUCCGCCACGGCGGUUUCCACGAUUUGGAGGUCAAGACCAUGGUCGUCGAGGGAUUGGUUUCUCCUUUUUCCCCGCGGGUGACGCGUAGGCUCCCGACGUGCACCGACGAACCGUCGUCAAAACCGCGGGGGACGUACAGGCCCUGCGACGCUUCGCGGAAACGCCCAGGAACUCGGCAAUGCCCAUCGUCGCUCCCCGCGGAAAUUCCUGAGGAACCGGUUGCGGAGAUUCCCGCGGGGAAGGGCGAAGAAAAAGAGGCGGGGAAAAACGCGCGAAGAUUGGCGGGAUCGGAUGAAACGCCCAAUCCAGUGAAUGAAACGCCGCCGAUCGAAGCAAAAGAAAAAAAAGAAGAAAAAGAAAAAGAAGAAAAAGAAGAAGAAAAAGAAAAGGAAGAAAAAAAGGAAGAAAAAGAAGUAAAAGAAAAGUUGGAGGAUGGUAACAAUAAAACCCAGAGAGAAAACGAAAACGAAAACGAAAACGAAAACGAAAACGAAAACGAAAACGAAAACGAAAACGAAAACGAAUCGGAACCUUCGUUGAGACGAGGAAAACCUUUGGGGAUGAAGAAGAAGGCGAUGUGGCAUGUGAUGAUGGCGCGAAAGCGGCGCGAAGCCGAAGAAUCGGAAUAUGAACUGCGCGAAGAAGAGGAAAACAACGAGGACUUGAUUCUGAACGAAGACUUCAUUGAGACAGAAAACGAAAUGACGUUCUUAAACGAGAGUUCUGAGGAAAGAUCGAAGCGGAGAGAAAGGAAACAUACUGGGAUUGUAGUCGUAGUUGAUGAUGAUGAUGAUGAUGAUGAUGAUGAUGAUGGGAGUGUUCAAAUUCUUGAUCGUGAACCGAGAAGAUCUAGGAGGAGACGAAAAACGAGAUCAAUCAAGAUGGAUGAACAGGAUGAAGAUGAUUAUGUUGAGCCGGCUCCAAAACGCGCGAGAACGCGCAGUAAGCCAAGCUCCAGAGCAAACACACGGAAAGGAACGAAGGCACCAAGCACAAGAAAAGCGCAAAGUCGAUCCGAUUUAGAGUCUAACUGCACAAACACGUUUGGCACUUCCACAACACAGCAUGAUGAACUCGCUUCAAACGAAGUGACAGUAACAAUAGGUGAUAACACUACGGAUGCGACAGAGGUGAAAGAUACAGAAAACAACACGAGUUCACUCACAAACAAUGAUGUGGGAACCAAGCCAAAGAGAAGGGUGGGUCAAAGCAGGAUAAACGAUGGGGAAAAGUGGCUGGAGUACUUAACACGAUUAGAUGAGGAAAAGGAAAGAAAGCAGCGAGAAAGCGAAUUGGAGUAUAUUCGAAAGAGUAAACUACGCCAAGAACGCUAUAGGGAGCAGCAGCUGAAAUAUUCAAAGUCGAAUUCAAAGGCAAGGACACAGUAAUGUUUUUCUGAUUGCAGAACUCAUAUGUGUGCAUAAUGAGUUAGGUUUGAUAUGAAUCUUUUUAAAAGUUUCAAUUUUGGUAAUACUAUUAUGAUAUUC